Molecule: messenger RNA, 2314 nt
Organism: Nomascus leucogenys (northern white-cheeked gibbon)
Lineage: Eukaryota; Metazoa; Chordata; Mammalia; Primates; Hylobatidae
Source: RefSeq, a predicted model, not a curated record
CUUGGAGGGUGGGGGAGGGCCCAGAAGUGGAAGAAUUCAGGAAAGUGCAGGCUCUGGGAAGUCUCGGUGGGUUCCCCGCAAAAUCAGAGAUGGCAUCUCACUAUGUUGCCCAGGCUGAUCUCGAACUCCUAACCUCAAGUGAUCCUCUCUCCUUGGCCUCCUAAAGUGCUGGUAUUCCAGGUGUGAGCCACCUCACCCAGCCACAUUUCUCCAUCUUGUAAAAUAUUGCUUUGUUUUUUGGUGCAUUUCAAACCCGCAGGUCCUGACUCCAGGAGCAAGACACUUCAAGUGAGAUGAGGAGGAGGUUCCAGGACCUGGGUACCAUCCUUUGCAGGGAUGUAAUUCACCAGAGACCAAGAUUUCUAGCCAGAAAUUGAGGGCAGCUCAAGGAGAGACUACAGACACGGCAUCCUACUUACUGGCUAUUUCCCAGUAACAGAAGAAAAUGAUCAAGUCUCAGGAAUCACUGACCCUGGAGGAUGUGGCUGUGGAGUUCACCUGGGAGGAGUGGCAGCUCCUCGGCCCUGCUCAGAAGGACCUGUACCGAGAUGUGAUGUUGGAGAACUAUAGCAACCUCGUGUCAGUGGGGUAUCAAGCCAGCAAGCCAGAUGCACUCUUCAAGUUGGAACAAGGAGAACCGUGGACAGUAGAAAAUGACAGCCACAUCUGUCCAGAAAUCAAGAAAGUUGACAAUCAUCUACAGAUACACUCACAAAACCAAAGAUGUCUGAAGAGAGUGGAACAAUGCCAUAAACAUAAUGCAUUUGGAAACAUCAUUCAUCAGAGGAAAAGUGAUUUUCCUUUAAGGCAAAAUCAUGAUACAUUUGACUUACAUGGGAAAAUACUGAAAUCAAAUUUAAGUUUAGUCAACCAGAACAAAAGGUAUGAAAUCAAGAAUUCUGUGGGGGUUCAUGGAGAUGGGAAAUCCUUCCUUCAUGCCAAGCAUGAACAAUUUCAUAAUGAAAUGAACUUCCCUGAAGGUGGAAAUUCUAUGAAUACAAAUUCACAAUUCAUUAAGCAUCAGCAAACUCAAAAGAUAGAUAAACCCCAUGUAUGCACUGAGUGUGGGAAGGCUUUCCUCAAGAAGUCUCGCCUCAUCUAUCAUCAGAGAGUUCACACUGGGGAGAAACCUCAUGGAUGCAGUAUAUAUGGGAAAGCCUUCUCCAGAAAGUCCGGGCUCACUGAACACCAGAGAAACCACACAGGAGAGAAACCCUAUGAAUGCACUGAAUGUGACAAAGCAUUCCGCUGGAAAUCACAGCUCAAUGCACACCAGAAAAUUCAUACGGGAGAGAAGUCAUAUAUAUGCAGUGAUUGUGGAAAAGGCUUUAUCAAGAAGUCUCGGCUCAUUAAUCAUCAGAGAGUUCAUACAGGAGAGAAACCACAUGGAUGCAGCCUGUGUGGGAAGGCCUUCUCCAAAAAGUCCAGGCUCACUGAACACCAGAGAACUCAUACAGGAGAGAAACCCUACGAAUGCACCGAAUGUGACAAAGCAUUCCGCUGGAAAUCACAGCUCAAUGCACAUCAGAAAGCUCACACAGGAGAGAAGUCAUAUAUAUGCCGUGAUUGUGGAAAAGGCUUCAUUCAGAAGGGAAAUCUCAUUGUACAUCAGCGAAUUCAUACUGGAGAAAAACCCUAUAUAUGCAAUGAAUGUGGAAAAGGCUUCAUCCAAAAGGGCAAUCUCCUUAUUCAUCGACGUACUCACACUGGAGAGAAACCCUAUGUAUGCAAUGAGUGUGGGAAAGGCUUCAGCCAGAAGACAUGUUUAAUAUCCCAUCAGAGAUUUCACACAGGAAAGACACCCUUUGUAUGUACUGAGUGUGGAAAAUCCUGCUCACACAAGUCGGGUCUUAUUAACCACCAGAGAAUUCACACAGGAGAGAAACCCUACACAUGCAGUGACUGUGGGAAAGCUUUCAGAGAUAAAUCAUGUCUCAACAGACAUCGGAGAACUCAUACAGGGGAGAGACCCUAUGGAUGUUCUGAUUGUGGGAAAGCUUUCUCCCACUUGUCAUGCCUUGUUUAUCAUAAGGGAAUGCUGCAUGCAAGAGAGAAACGUGUAGGUUCAGUCAAAUUGGAAAAUCCUUUCUCAGAGAGUCAUAGCUUAUCACAUACACGUGAUCUUAUACAGGAUGAAGACUCUGUUAACAUGGUGACUGUGCAGAUGCCUUCUGUGGCAGCUCAGACCUCAUUAACUAACAGUGCGUUCCAAGCAGAUAGCAAAGUAGCCAUUGUGAGCCAGCGUGUUGCCAGAAGUUCAGUCUCAGCAGAUAGUAGAAUUUGCACAGAAUAAAAACCAUAUGAAUGCAGUGAA